AGGUAUUUUUUUUUUUUUUUUUCUUUCUUUGUUUUAGAGAAAACUUUUCGAAAAAUCCCCAAUUCUCAAUUUGUUUAGGGUUUUUUUUGGUGGCGGAUCCGAUAAAUCGAUGGAUCUCAAAAAUUGCGCACCAGAGACGAUGACGACAAUAGGAGACUCGACCAAGUUUCUGGAGGCAACAGAACCAAUGGAAGAAGAGGCUUCUUCUGCUUUCCUGGCAAAACGUAAGGCCGAGUCUGACUCGGUUGAAGCAAGCGGCGAUGAAGAAUCUGAAGAUAAGAAUGAAGAAGAAGAAGAAGAAGAAGAAGAAGAACCCGUGAGUGAAGCUUUGGCCCACUAUUAUAAAUUCCUUGCAAGACGUGAGGCCGGUCCAGUAGAAGAAGAAGAAGAGAGCGGCGAUGAGAAAGAAGAGAACGUCGAUGAGAAGGAAGAGAGUGUAAUGGAAUACUCCUACUCUUCUGGAGGUACGCUCACCAUAACGCCCAAGUGGUGGGUCGAACCUGAAUGGGAUGUGGACAGCUUCGAUGGUCUCGAAUACGAUUCUUCUCAAGAGGAAGAUGCAAUGUCCGAUGAAGAGCUUGAAAGAAAGUGGCGCCGCUUUAAACGCCAGCUCAUCCAGAGCAAGGGCUUUUACGUGGAGCCGGAGCUUAUACCAAUGUACUCCUACUCACGAAUUAAUUCCGUCGUUAGUUUGGAACUGUCUGCGGGUGGUGGCCAAACCUACCGCGAUUACUUUGCAGAGAGGGCCAUUAAUUGUGUACAAAAGUACAACCAAGAGAACAGCGCCAAAAAUGGUUUCAAUGUGGAGUUUGUGGAAGUGGUGAGAGGUACAUUUAGAGGAGGACCUAAAUCUAAGUCGUACAUUACUUUUAUGGCUAGGGAGAAACCUGAUGGCCCUCUUGUCGAGUAUCAAUGUAAGGCUUGGUCUACCUUUGUUCGACACGAGCACUAUCCCAUCCUCUGUAGACCUGCUCCUCCUAUUCCUACUCCGAAUCUGUCAAACCAGAACUAGUAAAGAAAUUAGACUGGCUGAUGGAGAAGAUGGACUCUUAAAAAAGAAGAAGAAGAAGAAGAUGGGAAUCACUUUGGCUGAUGCAGAGGAUGGAGUUCGCACCAGAUUAUCUAGUAUGAAUUCGUAUGUGUUAAACAUUUCAACUUAGUAAUAAAAGCACUUUUAUUGUGUUGCCAAUAUCUAAGUUUUAGGUGCUUAUCUCUAUGUUAGUUAAAUUAACUUGUCACUUGUCAGUGUUUGUGUCACAAAUCGUAAGAGACUUAAUUAAGCGUUUGUGUUUAUGAACUUUGGAAGCAUGACAUGUCUCCUUUGAUGUAGAAGUAUCCUCAGUAAUUGGGAUUUCUUUUGAUGAC
Molecule: messenger RNA, 1365 nt
Organism: Camelina sativa (false flax)
Lineage: Eukaryota; Viridiplantae; Streptophyta; Magnoliopsida; Brassicales; Brassicaceae
Source: RefSeq, a predicted model, not a curated record